AUGGUGAGGCAAAUCUUGAGGCUCACGCGCAGCGGCAGCUACAGCCCAACGAAAACCACCACCCCACGCGACCCGGGGAGAGCGUUGCCGGCGACAGCAGAGACGACGACGCCAGAGUGCCGUGCGCGAGGCAUCGCAAAGGCAGCCACGAGCCUGGGCAUCAUCUCGGCGAAGGAGGCGGACAUCGUCAUCAGAAAGCAUACCCAGCUCGCCCGGGUACACAAAUUGAUUCCGUCGUUGGCCGGACCGACGAGCUGCACGGUCAGCACGUUUGCGCAGCCACGAUCGGGCGAAGUACUACUACUUCUGCAGAACGGCCCCGGGAACUGCAACAACACCAUCAACUGCAGCGAGAACGGAGAAAGCAGUUCCGAAGUCGGCGAUGGCCAACAAGGCCGGCAGAAACCAGGACGCGAACACUUUGACGGGAUGGCAGCAGCAGCAGCAGCAGCGAUGGCGGCGCCACGUAGUGACUCUUUCCUCCCCUCCACGGCGGCCGAGACCGGCAAAACAACAACAAAUGACGAGGACGGGCGUCAUCUUUUGCGGUUAUUUCCGCGGGGGAGGCAUCCUCCGGCUUCGUUGCCGAAGGGAAGAAGGCCAGGAGGAGGAGUAGCAGCGGAGAAGAACACAACGAGCGCGCUGGGUGGUGGGGCAGGGUCUAGACGUUCGCGCAGCGGGGCCGCCUUCUUGGCGGCCGAGUACGCCAUUGGACGGGUUUCGCACGGCACCAGGCGAUCGGUGGGGCACCCGGUGAUGUGA
This is a messenger RNA of Ectocarpus siliculosus, 762 nucleotides long. The record is from the annotation of a GenBank genome assembly. NCBI's taxonomy places the organism in Eukaryota, Phaeophyceae, Ectocarpales, Ectocarpaceae.